AUGGCGGCUUCGGUUCCUGCGUAUCCGUCCGUGCAGGGUGGAUCCCGUUUCGAUGCGACUAAGCCUAAGACAGACCUCAACAUUCAAAAAGUCGCGAUACCGCCCUUCCACGACUUCACAUUCCACUCACCUUUUUGCGAUUUGAAAGCCGGAAGAAUGGGGAUCCUCGCAACUGUCGCAGAGCCUUUCUCUGUUGUCGAGUGGACGCCACUCACCGUCGCCGCCGCUUUUGCCCUCUUCCUCACUGUCACAGUUGUCCUGAAUGUUCUGAAGCAAUUACUAUGGAAGAAUCCGACAGAGCCUCCUAUGGUCUUUCACUUGUUCCCGCUUAUCGGUAGUACUAUCACGUAUGGCAUGGACCCUGUCAAGUUUUUUCACAAAAACAAGGCGAAGUACGGUGACUGCUUUACAUUCAUAUUACUCGGCAAGAAGACUACGGUCUUUGUUGGCAAGAGGGGCAACGACUUCAUCUUGAACGGAAAGCACAGCCAUAUCAGCGCUGAAGAGGUCUACAACGGCCUGACCAAGCCUGUGUUCGGCAAAGAUGUUGUUUACGACUGUCCAAAUUCUAAGCUCAUGGAGCAAAAGAAGUUUGUUAAAUUCGGUCUAACAACGGAAGCCUUCCAAUCUUACGUCCCCCUUAUCCAGCAUGAAGUCGAAGACUACGUCAAACGUGCGCCCGCUUUUAAGGGCUCACGUGGCUCUGUCGAGGUCGUACGUGCGCUUUCCGAGACGAUUAUUUUCACGGCAUCACGUACGCUUCAAGGAAAAGAGGUCCGAAGUCUUAUGAAUUCUGAUUUCGCUGAUUGGAUGCACGAUCUUGACAUGGGAUUUUCGCCCAUCAAUUUCAUGUUGCCCUGGUUUCCUCUCCCACAUAAUCGCAGACGCGAUGCUGCUCACAAGAAAAUGAUUCAGACUUAUGCUGAUAUUGCCAAAAAGCGAAGAGCAGGAAAGGAGGAAAAGGAUGAAGAGGAUAUGAUCUGGAACUUGUUGAAUUGCACAUACAAAGAUGGUUCCAAGCUCCCCGAUCAUGAGAUUGGAGGCAUCAUGAUUGCUUUACUUAUGGGCGGCCAGCACUCCUCUGCUAGUACUACGGCUUUUGCGCUCCUACACCUCGCUGAAAGACCAGAUAUUCAGGAGAAAUUAAUUGCUGAACAGAAACGCGUUCUGGGCGAGGAACUAAGGCCUCUGAAGUACGAAGACUUGGCUAAAUUGACGCUACAUGCCCAAGUUAUCAAGGAAACGCUCAGAAUGCACUCACCAAUUCACUCGAUUCUCCGGCGCGUCAAGCAGCCCAUUCCAGUAGAAGGCACUCCCUACAUUAUUCCUACCUCGCACCAGCUUCUUGCCGCACCAAUCGCCUCCUCGAUGUCGACUGAAUACUUCCCGAACCCCGAGAAGUGGCAACCAGAACGGUGGGAUGCUAGCGCGAUGACAGUCGAAGACGAAGAGAAGGUUGACUAUGGCUAUGGAUUGAUCUCCAAGGGAGCAAACAGUCCGUAUUUGCCGUUUGGCGCUGGCCGACAUCGAUGCAUAGGCGAGCAGUUUGCGUACCUUCAGAUGCAAACUAUUAUUGCCACCUUGGUGAAAGAAUUCAAGUUUAGCUUGGAUCCUAAGAAGCCGUUCCCAAAGACGGACUAUUCGUCACUUUUCUCGCGUCCGUUGCCACCAGCAAUGUUGAUUUGGGAGAGGAGAAAUAAGGCAUGAGUAAUUAUGAAGUGUCAGAUCAUGCAGCAUUUACGUUGUUGAGCGUACACUAUAGCAUUUCCAGAAAUGUUUUGAAGAGCGGCUGAGAACUGCGAAAUAGUAAUAUGUAAUUAUUAUCUACUAAUUUUGGCCAUCUAUUGAAUGACUAUCUCAACGAGCGUCUUUUGGUCAACCACGAGCGAAACAAGAGAUAUCUCUUAGCAGAUGCUGUAGAUGGCUGCUUACACUUUGGUGUUGUACGCGCUGAAGGAUGUGAAUGCUGUUUACUACGGAGAUUUCUGCUGAAGAAGUUGAGUUCACCGUGAAGCCUUUGCGGUUUGCUGAGCAAUCUCAGGAACUAACAUUCCAUGGCACGCCCUGCAGGGAACCCUCAACUCCUAGAACAGUUUAUCUUCAUGCGGACCUGAAGAUAUUACGGCCUCGCGUCGAAAAGAUUCCAGGCAUGCUGGAAGAAUCAGUUUGAAACGGCAAAUUGGACGAACAUGACUCCUCAAUUACAAUCUACUUGGCGCGAAAUUGCUCGGUACUGGACAUUGCGUGAGAAAGUGUAUGAAGCAUCAAGCUCUUCGAUGCUCCCACAGCUUCAGUUCGUAAUGACUACUUGACUUUCGCUUUCCUCCACAAAAGC
Messenger RNA from Verruconis gallopava, 2335 nucleotides. RefSeq lists its product as uncharacterized. The transcript is spliced from 4 exons. NCBI's taxonomy places the organism in Eukaryota, Fungi, Ascomycota, Dothideomycetes, Venturiales, Sympoventuriaceae. The coding region runs from base 1 to 1707 and encodes 568 amino acids. The record is from RefSeq and is a predicted model, not a curated record. Gene Ontology annotation, biological process: ergosterol biosynthetic process. Gene Ontology annotation, molecular function: iron ion binding; monooxygenase activity; heme binding.